Messenger RNA from Zea mays, 2608 nucleotides. RefSeq names its product diacylglycerol kinase 3. Bases 119 to 1606 code for a protein of 495 amino acids. The record is from RefSeq and is a predicted model, not a curated record. Gene Ontology annotation, cellular component: membrane. Gene Ontology annotation, biological process: phospholipase C-activating G protein-coupled receptor signaling pathway. NCBI's taxonomy places the organism in Eukaryota, Viridiplantae, Streptophyta, Magnoliopsida, Poales, Poaceae. Gene Ontology annotation, molecular function: ATP-dependent diacylglycerol kinase activity. The transcript is spliced from 14 exons.
AUGCCAUGCCAGCACCAUCUGACGGCAAUUCGAACGGAGGUCCUGUCCUCGGGGAGCCGAAUCCACACGGACCACACCAGAGGACGCGGGGGACGCCCCGGAUUCUUCGGAUUCCAGGAUGGAACUACACAGAAAUAGCACUAAUGGUUCCUGCCUCAGUGCAUGUGGGCCACUGACAGACUACUACAUUCCUGAUUACAUACUGAAGCCGGCCUAUGAACCGGUCACUGUUGAUAAUGUGCCAUGUUGUCCUGUGGUAGUCUUCAUCAACUCUAGAAGUGGUGGCCAACUGGGAAGCAGUCUGAUAAAAACAUACCGUGAACUUCUCAAUGAAGCGCAGGUUUUUGAUCUCUCAGAAGAGUCUCCUGAUAAGGUUCUACAUAGAUUAUACAGCAACUUUGAAAGGCUCAAGUCUAGUGGUGACCAUGUUGCUACUCAAAUUCAGAAGAGCUUAAGGCUAAUUGUUGCUGGUGGUGACGGUACAGCAAGUUGGCUGCUUGGAGUAGUUAGUGACCUGAAACUAUCACAUCCACCUCCUGUUGCUACCGUACCUCUUGGGACUGGAAACAACCUCCCUUUUUCAUUUGGAUGGGGGAAAAAGAAUCCCGCUACUGACCAGGCAGCAGUGAAAUCAUUCCUGGAUCAAGUAAAAGGAGCAAGAGAAAUGAAUAUCGAUAGCUGGCAUAUCAUCAUGAGGAUGCGAAUUCCACAGGAAGGCCCAUGUGAUCCUAUUGCUCCCUUAGAUCUUCCACAUUCGUUGCAUGCUUUCCACCGCGUAUCAGCUUGUGACUCUCUCAAUUUGGAGGGAUACCACACAUUCCGUGGAGGAUUCUGGAAUUAUUUUAGCUUGGGAAUGGAUGCACAAGUAUCCUAUGAAUUCCACUCUGAAAGGAAGAGAAAUCCAGAGAAGUUCAGACACCAGCUAAGAAAUCAGGGUACAUAUGCUAAGCUUGGAUUUAAGCAUUCCCUAAACCAUCUUUCAUCGAGGAACAUUUCUCAACUUGCAAAGGUGAAGAUCAUGAAAAGACCUGGUUCCCAGUGGGAAGAGCUAAAGAUUCCUCGCAGCAUUCAAUCAGUUAUCUGCCUGAACCUGCCAAGCUUCUCUGGAGGAUUGAAUCCAUGGGGAACACCUGGCACAAGGAAAGCACAAGACAGAGACCUGACUGCACCUUACGUUGACGAUGGGCUUAUCGAGGUUGUCGGCUUCCGUGAUGCCUGGCAUGGGCUCAUCUUGCUGGCUCCUAAUGGCCAUGGAACUCGUCUAGCGCAGGCCCACCGAAUCCGUUUCGAGUUCCACAAGGGAGCAGCCGAGCACACGUUCAUGAGGAUCGACGGGGAGCCAUGGAAGCAGCCUCUCCCCAAGGAGGACGACACCGUGGUGGUGGAGAUCUCCAACCUCCGUCAGGUGGCCAUGCUGGCCAACGACCCGUGCAGGUCCAAGAGCGUGAACGAGCCGUCCUCCCCGUCGUGCCACGGCCAUGAGGACGACGACAGCAACAGCCUGGAGGACGAGGACGAGGACGAGUGGGAGGACGGGAGGAAGAAGUUCGGUGCGGCGGCCACCUUCAAGAUCCCCGACGAGGUGGACAUCGCUCAUCUCAGUUAGAACCUAGAAACCCCGCCGGCUGCUUCUGCGUCGGUUGGUGGUGCUGACUGCUGAGUCUGUGCAUUUCAGAGUGUUUGCUGCUUGCUACAGCCUACAGUGCUACUGCUCCCUUUUUUUUUGUUGUUUUUUUUUUGGUUGCCUCCACGAGCUCAGAUUUCAGAAGCUAACCACUGCUGUUGGUGAAACUGCUCGUUAUGAUCCCCCAUUGUUCUGUAAAUUUUCAAGUUUUAGCAGCCAUGUGUAUUUCACUGGCUGAUAAUUUUUUUGUGUGCUACGUAAUUUGAAACGUGGAAACGACUUGUACCAAAGGUCUGAUACCGUGUACUAUGGAGUAUGUAGGAGAGUAGAAAGCAACAGAUUUUGAAUCACGUAAUCUGUCAGAGGAGAAGUCGUCACGUAACAAAUGACGGCUCGGCUUCUGGAGUUCGCUGCGUCCGUCCGUCCGCCCGCCGCUGUUUGAUAGGAGUACUCCCGCACCCGCACCCGGUUCCAGGCCAAACCGCGUUCCCCACGCGCCCACCAGAAAGCAGAGGCGGCAGCAUAAAAGGCCCCCGCGCGCCUCUCCGCACUCCACGUCAAUCCAAUCCAGGACACAAAGUUGCGGUGAGCAAUUGCAAGGCGAUGAGCUUGAGGUACAUGAGCCGUGUGGGCGCGCGGGUGGUGCGGGAGAGCACGGGCAGGUCGGUCAAGGCGCAGGCGCAGGCGGCGUCCAUGGCGAGGAGCGGCGGCAGCAGGGCGCCGGCCGCCGGGUCGGUGGAGUCGGGGAGAGCGAGCGCCGUGGCGGCGGCGGCGGCGGCCAGGAGGAAGGCGGAGGAGGAGAAGCGGCGGCGCGCCGAGCAGGCGCUGCGCACCGUCAUGUUCCUCUCCGUCUGGGGCCCCAACACCUAGGCCUAGUAGGAAUCAAGGAGUGUUAGCAUCAUCAUGUGUAGCGUUCUGUGCACGUUUGUUUGUUUGUUUGUUUGUUUGUUUGAGGUUCAGAAAACAAAGUGUAUAUUACUUACA